AAAAAAUUUUAAUUUUAAAUUUGACAAAAUGUUUUCAUCGAUAAAUCCAUGGAAAAAUGUUGAAUGUAAAAUAUCGAAAAAAUCAUUUAAAUAUUUGAAUCGAUAUUUUCAAUUACCAUCAUUUCGUACGGAAAAAAUUAGCCAUAAUUUAAUUGCAACUAGUGGUUUUCUACAUUCAUAUCGAUCAUCAUCAAAUCGAAUCAUUGUUGGAUCAUCAUGGAAUUUUCGUGAAUCAUUCAAAGAAAAUGGACAAAACAUUGACGAUAAAAUUGAUCAACAUCUUUUGGAAAUUAUUCUUCGACCGAAUUUCGAUAUCAUCGAUUUAUCAUUCCAUCCACUUAACGAUGAUAUAUUGGCUGUUUCAAAUUCAAAUUCAUUACAAUUGCUUCGAUUACCGGUUAUUCCAUUGGAUGAUUUUAAAACAAUUCAAUUGAAUAAUAAACCAAAUUUAUUGGCAAAAGAAUUAAAUUUUGAAGAAAACAUUUCUAUGGAUGGAUUUCGUUUUCAUCCAACAAUGAAAGAACAAUUAGCAACAAAUUCAAUUGCAAAUCAAUCAAUAUCAUUAUAUGAUAUUAAUAAUAUUCAAAAUAAUCCGAUAGCCGAAUGGAAAUGUUUGAAUAAUGAAAUUGUAUCAUCAUUUAAUUUUAAUUAUGUUGGACAGACAAUUUUUGCAAAUCAAAUUAAUUCAAAACAAUCUGAAUCAAUUGUUUCAAUGAUUGAUUUACGUUCAAUUGGAACGAAUGAUACAAUACGAUCACAACCGAUUCAAUGUUGGCAAGAAACACAUUCACAAAUUAUAUCAUUAGAUGGUCAAAAAAGUCGACCAUAUAUAUUGGUCAGUUUAUUGGAUCGACGUAAAAAUAAUAAUUUAUUAAUCUAUGAUAUUCGUAAUUUUAGUCAACCAAUAUUACAACAUAUUGAAUGUGGUUCAUAUCGUCAAAAUCCAUCAAAUAUUUAUUUACCUUGUUUUGAUUCGGAUGCCGGUAUUGUUUAUCUAACAUUACGUAAUGGACAAUCAAUUGUACAUUCAAUUGUUGAUGAAAUGUAUCUUGAUUCAAAACGUUUCAAUACAUUUGAUAAUCCAAAAUCUUAUUGUACAUUACCGGAAAAUUGUAAACCAAUUCUAGAUUCAACAUUAAUGUCAAAACGUUCAGUUAAUUUGAAUGAAAAUCAAAUUGAUUGUCUAAUUAUAUUGACUACUGAUGGAACAUUAUUACCAUUCAGUUAUUAUGUACCGAAAAAAUCAUCAUCAUCAUCAUCAUUUAAUGAUAGUUUUUCGUACAAACAAUUUCCUGCCACAUUUUCACCACAUACAAAUAUUGAUCAAAAAAUGUUCGAAUCAAAAAUAUCUUUAUUAAAUCGUAUCAAUUGGCUUAAUUUGGAUCCGAAUAAACAAAAUAUUUCGGAAAUUUAUCGAUUUGGUGAAAAUUUCCCCGUAGAAUUUGAUCAAUAUUGGAGUGUAAAUGAACAGAAAAUAUUUCAAAAAUUUUCUGGUGAAAUAAUUGAUGAUACUAGUGAUAAACCAGUGGAAAAUUUAACUGACGACAAAAUUGAAUCAAAAUCAUCAGAUGACAAUAUCAAUGAUGAUGAUAAUGUUUCAAGAUUAAUUGAUUUUAAUCAUUUGAAAUAUAUUGAUGGAUCUGUCUAUGAUCGUAAACUUAUACCUGGAAUGCCAUCGAUUAGUCAAUCACGUACAUUGAAUUUUGAUUUUUUUCAUAUCAAUGAAAAAUAUGGAAUAUUUGUUCGUAGUGAUCGUUUAAAUCAAAUUUCGAUAAAGAUUAUUGAUUCAAAUGGUUAUGAUGAACAUAAUGGCCUUGGUUAUAUUAAUUGUCCAACUGAAAUUAAUUGUUUUGCUUUGGAUCCAUUUAAUUCGGAUUGUUUGGCUAUCGGUUUAAAUGAUGGUUUGAUUCAACAUUUUACUAUAACAUCGGAUUUUUAUAAUAAUUUAAUCGAAUCAAAUUCAACCGAUAUGUUAAUGUUAGAACAGCCUGAUUUUGAACUUAAUGCAAUCACAAACGAUAUAACUUUACAUCAUACAUCGAUAACAUCUAUACAAUAUCAUCCAAUGGCUAAAAAUAUAUUAGCAUCUUCAAUCGAUCAUUUUAUUAUGAUCUGGGAUUUGGAACAACGAUUUAUACAAAAAAUUAUCGAUUGUAGUAAUAAUAAUAAUGUUUUGACAUUACGCAUGAUACAAUGGAAUCGAUUCCAAAAUGGUUGUAUUUAUUUGGCUGCAUUUAAUGAAAAAUAUCUAAUGGUUAAAGAUGUUAGCGAUCGACAACAAACUUUAAAUAAAAACAAUGAUAAUAUGAUUGUUGAAUUUCCAAAUCGUAUAAAUCCAAAUCGUUUAUGUUGGGCAUUAAAUGAUAAUAUUUUACUAGUCACUGCUAAAGAAACCUCAAAUCGUAAAAUUUUAUUCUAUUUAUUUAAUGAAAAUAAAUUACAAUAUCUAUUUAUGCAUGAUAUGUCAUCAUUACCAUCAUUUUUAACACCAUAUUAUGAUGAUGAUACAAGAAUUUUAUAUUUAGCUGGUCGUGGUGAAAAUACUGUACAUUUUAUUUGUUUGGAAUUGAAUCCAUCAUCAAAAUCAAACGAUGUUGAACAACAAUGUUUAUCAAUCAAACCAUUAGAAUCAUAUCGUUUUCCAACCAAUCAUUUGGCUAUUGAUUUUUUACCUAGAAAACAAUGUUGUGUACGUAAUUGUGAAAUUGCUAUCGGUAUACGAAUGUUUAUGAAUGGAUUUGAACGAUUUCGUUAUAGAGUUCCAAGAAAUCAUCCCGAAUAUUUUCAUGAUGAAAUCUAUCCACCGACAGCUGAUUAUUCAAAACCAUUAUUUACCAGUUCGAAAUGGUUAAAUCAACUAAAAAAUCCUGAACAAUUAUCUGGAAUAAAAUAUCCAUUAAUUAAUCUAAAACCAUUAGAUAUGAUUCCAUUUUCAACAAUACGAGAAAAACUUCAAGAAGAACAAAAACAAAAACGUCAACAAAAUAAUCCGAUAGUAAAUCAACGUCAAAAUAUUGCAAAUAAUAAUAAUUCAAAUGGAUUUCCGGCAAAUUUUUGUCAAUAUUUUGCACAUGUUGAUGAUGAACCAUUAGAAAUUUCCAAUAAUAAUUGUGAUGAUGCUGAAGGUGUUGAUCCUAGUGAAUGGGACUGAUCAAUCAAUCGAGACUGAUAAAAAAUUUUAUUAUUUUUCUUUUUAAAAUCUGG
This is a messenger RNA of Dermatophagoides pteronyssinus (European house dust mite), 3204 nucleotides long. Its product is annotated as coronin-B-like. Gene Ontology annotation, molecular function: protein binding. The record is from RefSeq and is a predicted model, not a curated record. NCBI's taxonomy places the organism in Eukaryota, Metazoa, Arthropoda, Arachnida, Sarcoptiformes, Pyroglyphidae.